Pimephales promelas (fathead minnow) is the source of this 1295-nucleotide messenger RNA. The record is from RefSeq and is a predicted model, not a curated record. Lineage: Eukaryota; Metazoa; Chordata; Actinopteri; Cypriniformes; Leuciscidae.
UUCCAAAAGCUUUGUUUUAUCCGGAAGCAGCAACAUUUAUGAUUUCGGAUAUUUAGCCGCCCGAAUCGUAUACCCGUUACUGGGCCAAACAAUAGGACACGGACAGUUAAUAUGCGAGUCAAGUUUGUGAGAUUCUGGUGCAUGUAUUUAUUUCUACACCUGAUAGACAAUGUGUCUCUGCAGGACUCUGUUUCAGUCGAGGGUGUUGUUGGAGGCUCUGUCAUCUUGCCAUGUUCAUACAAAGAAAGAAAGCUAAACACAGAGGAGAUUAAUGUGUUUUGGAGAUACAAACGAAAAAAUAUUUUUAACUAUGUUAAAGUUUAUGAUAUUGAAAAGGGCAAGCCCUUAACAGAAAAGCAGGAUGCAAUGUUUAAAGGUCGAAUUGAAGGGCCCUCAGAGGAUGCAGAUGGAAACUUCUCUCUCAAACUCUCCGAUCUGAGACUCACUGAUGAAGGACAGUUCUUAUGUGAUAUUCCAGAUGUGGACAAGGAACACAAACUAACGCUGCUAGUCAGUGCAAUGACAACAACAGUGUCUACUCCAAAUUCAACAGUGAAUGGAAGAAGCUGUUCCAUGAGAGCACAGCCAGAAGGGGUUGUAACUUUCCUGUUGCUGUUUUGGAGUGUUGUGUUUUGCACUUUAUCUGAGUGAUUUGCUAGACUGCUGUAUUGCCUUUCUUUAAUGUAUAGCUACAAUUGUCUGUUCCUGGACCCCAAAUGUUCUGACUGCUGUAUGAAACUGGCCAAAAUGAUUAUUGCAUAUAGAUGUUUGAUAUUACUUUUAUUUAUUUGAAGUUCAAACCCAGUAUGGAUGCUGUUAGCAGGUCAUUCUUGACUUUAUUGGUAAGGUCUGUAACAUGGGGAAAUGAAGCACACUCCACUGAGAGUGCACACAAGGGCAGUUAAGGUAGUUAGAAGGGACUUAACAUAUUUGCUAGCUACACAAUUUUUAAAUUUCUGUUAAUGUUUUUAGGUCAUCAGUAUAACAUUAUUUUCACACAUAAGUCAGAUAGCUUUAGGAAUCUGACAGGUAAGUUAAGGUGCAAAAUGCAUGAUAUGUGUUGUUACUAUGUUGAUAGCUGUCAAGCUUUGUCCAGGUAUUAUUUUUUUCAACAUUAUUUUCUGCUAUGUUUGUUUUUGUUACAGCCUGAUUAACUAUAAAAAGAACAGCGGCAUAAAUAUACGCAGUACUAUAAGUAUUGUUAUGUUAACUUGCUGGCUAUGUCCUUCAUUUGCAAGCUUGCUUGAAUAAAGAUGCCUGCUAAAUGAAUAAAUGUAUAUUUACAGUUUUCAAAA